This is a messenger RNA of Agrilus planipennis (emerald ash borer), 3564 nucleotides long. It is a transcript of the gene Tudor-SN, whose product is annotated as staphylococcal nuclease domain-containing protein 1. The transcript has 13 exons. Gene Ontology annotation, molecular function: RNA binding; nuclease activity. Gene Ontology annotation, cellular component: RISC complex; nucleus; cytosol. Bases 68 to 2761 code for a protein of 897 amino acids. The record is from RefSeq and is a predicted model, not a curated record. Lineage: Eukaryota; Metazoa; Arthropoda; Insecta; Coleoptera; Buprestidae. Gene Ontology annotation, biological process: regulatory ncRNA-mediated gene silencing; mRNA catabolic process.
AUGACGAGUAGUUGUAGUAGUUGUUUUGUCCUUUCGUGCUCUUAGAUUUGUGCAUGGCUCAUUCACGAUGACGACUCCGCAGCCGCAGCCAAAACGUGGAAUUGUAAAACAGAUUCUUUCUGGCGAUUCUGUGAUAAUAAGGGGACACGUUGGUGCCCCUCCUCCAGAGAAAACAUUGUUUUUCUCUAAUGUUGUUGCUCCAAAGUUGGCCAGACGAGCAAUUGAAAACUUGGAGGAAACUAAAGAUGAACCAUGGGCUUGGGAAGCAAGAGAAUUUUUGAGAAAGAAACUUAUUGGUGAGGAAGUACUUUUUACCUGUGAGAAGCCACCAAACUCUCAGAGGGAAUAUGGAGUGGUUUAUUUGGGAAAAGAUGUUUCAACAGCAGAAAAUAUCACAGAAUCCAUGGUCUCUGAAGGUUUGGUAUCUGUAAGGCGUGAAGGAGUGAGGCAGACACCUGAGCUUGCACAUUUACAAGAACUUGAGGAUGCAGCAAAAGCUGCAGGCAAAGGAAAGUGGGGAGGAAAUGCUGCCGAACAUGUUCGGGACAUCAAAUGGUCUAUUGAGAAGAUGCGCGAUUUUGUUGAUCAGCAAGGGGGCAAACCCAUUAAAGCAAUCAUUGAACAUGUCCGAGAUGGAUCCACAGUGCGAGCAUUUUUAUUACCCGAUUAUUAUCACAUUACGCUCAUGAUUUCAGGAAUUAGGUGUCCUGGUUUUAAAUUGGACGAUAAAGGUAAGCCGGACACUUCGGUAAAGGUGCCAUUUGCUGAAGAGGCUCGAUAUUUCGUUGAAAUUCGCCUUCUUCAACGUGAAGUUGAAAUAGUAUUGGAGUCGGUGAAUAACAACAAUUUUGUGGGUACCAUUUUACAUCCAAAAGGUAAUAUUGCCGAAGCACUCUUGAAGGAGGGCUUUGCCAAAUGUGUAGAUUGGUCAAUGGCCUUUAUGAAAUCGGGUGCUGAUAAACUGAGAGCAGCUGAGAAAAAGGCGAAAGAGGCAAAUCUUAGAGUUUGGAAGGAUUAUCAGUCAAAGGUUCCCCAAAUCACUGGGAAAGAGAAAGAAUUUAGUGGGACAGUUAUAGAAAUAAAUGGCGGAGAUUCUUUAACAGUAAAAUUACCAAAUGGCCAAACAAAGAAAAUCUUCCUUUCCAGUAUUAGACCACCUCGAGAAGCAGGACGUGACCCGAACGAAGACGGCAAACUUCCUCCAAGGCCAAAAGGUUUUCGCCCCCUUUACGACAUCCCAUGGAUGUUCGAGGCCCGUGAAUACCUGCGCAAGAAGUUGAUUGGUAAAAAGGUGCAUGUAGUUAUAGAUUAUAUUCAGGAGGCGCGAGACAACUUUCCAGAAAAGACAUGCGCAACCGUCACAAUCGGUGGGCUCAAUGUGGCUGAAACAUUGGUAUCAAAGGGAUUAGCAACAGUCGUUCGUUACCGACAGGACGACGACCAAAGGAGUUCCCAUUAUGACGAACUACUUGCUGCAGAGAUGAAAGCCAACAAAAGUCAGAGAGGAUUGCACUCGAAAAAGGAAAAUGUCACCAGAGUGAUCGAUAUCGACGCUCCGAAAUCAAAAACUUUCUUAUCAUCAUUCCAAAGGGCGGGCCGGAUCGAUGCUGUUGUCGAAUUUGUUGCCAGCGGUUCACGUCUUCGACUUUUCAUUCCUAAGGAGCACUGCCUUUGUACUUUUCUCUUGGGCGGUGUAAAUUGUCCGAGGGCGGCGAGACCUGCAAUGGGAAAUGCCCCUGCCACAGAAGCCGAGCCCUACGGCGAAGAAGCUCUGGCUUUUACGAAAGAGAAAUGUCUGCAACGAGAAGUAUCUAUUCAGGUCGAUACAGUAGAUAAAGCUGGCAGUUUUAUCGGCUGGUUAUGGAUUGAAAAUACGAAUUUAUCGGUAGCUCUUGUCGAAGAAGGUUUUGCUACAGUUCACCCCAAUGCAGACCGAACAGAAUACUGGAGGCAAUUAAAGAACGCCGAAGAUACAGCUAAACAAAAGAAAUUGCGACAGUGGAAGGAAUUUGUUGAAGAGAAAGAAGAAGAAUUGAAGAUUAAAGAAGAACAAUCAAAUCCCGAUAGGAAAGUCGAAUAUGAAGAAGUUUUGGUAACAGAAGUGACGAAUGAUGGAACAAUAUUUGUACAAAGCUUUCAGGAAGGUCCUAAGGCUGAGGUGCUGAACGCUAAAAUUCGACAAGAAUUCCAGGUGAAUCCACCACUUGCAGGUGCUUAUAAUCCGAAACGAGGGGACAUUUGUGCUGCUAAAUAUUCCGUUGACAACGAGUGGUACAGGGCCAAGGUCGAAAAAUUACAAGGCACCACCGCUAGCAUUCUCUACAUCGAUUAUGGUAAUCGAGAGAAUGUUAAUGUAACCCGCCUCGCAAGUCUUCCCGCUGCCUUUACUGCCGACAAGCCAUUCGCAUCCGAGUACUCACUGGCGUGCGUAACACUCCCGAAGGAUCCCGAGUAUCGAGAGGCUACACUAAAAUGCCUACGAGAGGACACCGCUGACAUCAAGUUACUCCUCAACGUUGAAUACAAGAUUCAAGGGUCUCCUCCCUCAGUUACGCUUGUCAAUGAGAACAAGGAAGACAUCAUAAAAAGCCUGAUAGAAGAUGGAAUGUUCUUGGUUGACAAGAGGAAGGAAAGACGGCUGCAGAAACUGAUUUCUGAGUACAAAGAAAGCGAAGAAAAGGCAAGGAAAGCGCAUCUUAACAUUUGGGAAUAUGGUGAUAUCACAGAAGACGACGCUAAAGAGUUCGGAUUGGCAAAAUAAGAAAAAAUAGGGACCAAACAGAGCGGGUCAGCCCACUGCAUAACUUUCAUACACAAAUUAAUAAUAAAUAACGAUCAGUAAUUAAAUUAUGUAACGAAAUUAAAAAAAAAGAUAAAAACAGUUUAUAAAGACAAGGAUGCUAUUCCAAUGUGUAUUAGGACAGGUUAUACUGGUUAGGCAAUUUAGCAAAUGUAAAUGUAUACAUUUAUAUACAACAUGUACAUUUUUUCAGUAAAUCUGAUUUUGGUUUUGUCAUUUAUAUUAAUGACAUCAAUAAAGAAAAGGAAAAUGAAAUAUACACGGUGUUCACAAACAAAAAAACAAAGACAAAGGAAACUUGAUUAAUGUUAAAAUUAUUUAGAUCAAAUCGCUUGUUUUGUGGUAUAUUUUAUACAAUUUGUUUAGUAUACUCUACAGGAUGAAUAAAAAAACAUGCAAGUAUUAAAAAGCUUCUUUCUGUUUCAUAUUUUUUCUUUUUAUUUCGUCCUGUGCAUAACAUACUAAACUAAUUGUUAUUUUGGGAUAUUAAAUGCUAAUAAUGAAUGACUAAAUUAUUUAUAAACAUUGUGUAUAUUUUUUUGAAAAUCCGUUUUUUCCAGAUGUUCUUAAUUACGUUGCGUAUUACAUAGACGUUUUAAGUUUUAUUUGAAAACUAAUCCCAUCUUCGACUAUCUUGACCAUGUCCAAAAUACCAAAAUAGUAUUUGAUAUAACUUUACCGAAAUUUGUGUUAUUAGUAUACAUGCAUUAUUAACAUUCGUUUCGUUCGUCGUUAUUAUUAUAAAUGUAUAUUUUUGCAUUUUU